Polypterus senegalus (gray bichir) is the source of this 463-nucleotide messenger RNA. Its product is annotated as ATP-dependent translocase ABCB1-like. Gene Ontology annotation, molecular function: ATP binding. NCBI's taxonomy places the organism in Eukaryota, Metazoa, Chordata, Cladistia, Polypteriformes, Polypteridae. Gene Ontology annotation, cellular component: membrane. Bases 51 to 458 code for a protein of 135 amino acids. The record is from RefSeq and is a predicted model, not a curated record. The transcript is spliced from 3 exons.
GCAGACCGUGGUCAUGAGGAGUCUGGGCUUUUGCCAGUCUGAUCCAGUGUAUGAAAAGCAAAGAUGAAGAUAACGAGUAUGAGUCUGAUGAAAUGGGUGAAACAGAAGAUAAACUAGAAGUACUUGAAAAUGAGAAUGCUGGAGAUUCUGAAAUUAAAAGCACAAGAAGUCUCAGCAGGAGAUCGAGACGACGGCGAUCUACAGCUAGAGGUUCCAGACGAUCAAUAAAGAAGAAACAAAAGGAGGGAGAAGUGCAAAUGCUUUUUAAAAGCAUUCAAAUGAGUGAAGAGGAAAAUCUCCCUGAGGCAUCACUUUGUAGAAUAUUAUCUCUAAAUAAAAAAGUGUGGCCCUACAUAAUUGUUGGACUGCUGGCUUCUUUAAUUGAUGGAGUCGUGUAUCCAUGUUUUGGGAUAAUAUUUGCAAAGAUUAUUGGAGUAAGUAUAUUUCUAAUCAGUUAGAUUAU